Messenger RNA from Cyphellophora attinorum, 1353 nucleotides. RefSeq lists its product as uncharacterized. Gene Ontology annotation, cellular component: endoplasmic reticulum. Gene Ontology annotation, molecular function: 3-beta-hydroxy-Delta5-steroid dehydrogenase (NAD+) activity; 3-beta-hydroxysteroid dehydrogenase [NAD(P)+]/C4-decarboxylase activity. The record is from RefSeq and is a predicted model, not a curated record. The coding region runs from base 1 to 1353 and encodes 450 amino acids. Gene Ontology annotation, biological process: ergosterol biosynthetic process. The transcript has 2 exons. NCBI's taxonomy places the organism in Eukaryota, Fungi, Ascomycota, Eurotiomycetes, Chaetothyriales, Cyphellophoraceae.
AUGGAUGACAAUGUCAGGUACACCAUCUAUGGUGUCCUAAUCGUGCUGGCGCACGUCAUCUGGUGGCUGUGGCGGCUCAACCGAACCCUGAAAGCUACCCCGGAUUCCCUGAAGAAGUUUGUCACGCCGUGGGAGCCGGAGAAGAUUCGAGAGGCCUACAAAAAUGUGCGAAGUGCGGAGGAGGCUUCUAGGCCGCAUCUGAGGUCCAAGAAAGGACGUCGAUACGUCAUUGUUGGUGGCUCGGGGACUGUGGGGAGCUGGAUUGUACAGCAUCUGCUCUGGCGUGGUGAGGAUCCUCAGGCCAUCCGGAUCCUCGACAUUGUUGCUCCUACACGGCCUGAAGCCACGGACCUCAACUUUAUCAAGACUGAUGUGGCGGACGACGAGUCAGUGGAGGCUGCCUACAAUGCAGCGUGGCCCGAGAGAGUGCGGAAUCAGCCGCUGACGGUCUUCCACUGCGCUGCCAAGAUAUACGUUGCCGAUGCUUCUCUUCGGUACCUCGACAAGUAUGUGCCUGUCAAUGUCGAUGGUGUCCGGUUCUCUAUGGAGGCAGCUAAGAAGACUGGAUGCGACUGCUUCAUUGCUACGUCGUCAAGCUCCGUGUCCUUGCUAUCCACAAACUGGUGGAGUAUUGCUGGUCCGACGAACUACAUUCAGUUGCGUCCCAACAGCGAGCCGUUACUAGAGUUGGACUCGGAUGAGUUUUCGAACUGCUACCAGUACACAAAGGUCCUUAUGGAGGAUCUUGUCAGCAAGGCGAAUGAGGAGGGGUUCAGAACUGGCAUCAUCCGGCCUGGGCAUGCUAUCUAUGGACACGGCACGAACAAUGACAACAGCGUGACCUGGAGGAAUCUCCGGAUGAAGGGCGGAAUCACGUGGCUCAAGCCCUGCGUGAUGAAUUUCGUGCACUGUAUCAACGUGUCUUUGGGGCAGCUGGCUUUGGAGGAUCGUCUACUCGUUGACCCGAAAGUGUCUGGGAAGGGCUAUGCCAUUACAGAGCGUCCGGAACUUUACCACAACUACUACCGGGUGCUCGAGACGCUGGGAGGGUGUACUUUCCCAGAUGUCCAGCCGCUAAUGAUGCUCAGCCUCGCGCAGAUGAUCGAGAUGUAUGAAUGGGUCCGGUCUUAUCUGCCGCUGCCGGCGAUCACCGGCGAUCUGCAUAAUCUACAACCUGGAAUGCUGAAGAUGUGCAUGCUUCAUGUGUUGUUUGACAGCAAGGCUGCUGCGAAAGAUUUGGGGUACCAGCCGGCUUUCGACACGCUUGAAGGGUUGUGCAUGACGGUCAAGGACUGGAACGAGAAGGAGAGUUCGAAGAAUGGGUCAAUUGAUUCGAAGUCGAAUCUGUUUUGA